CCCGUGAAAUGGCGUCAGCGGGCGCUAACUGUGCUGAGAAAGAAUUUGGUGUAAGUGGAAAAUGGCAGGCUCUGGUUGGCCCAACUGCCCCUGUUUUGCGUGUUGAAACUCGAGCUCUGAUAAAGACGGACUCGAACAUGCCACCACGCGGGAAAAAAAAGAAUAUCAGCGGAGAUGUGGGUAUCGUGUUCUCGAGGGCUUUGGAAGAGUCAUGGGGUGAGGUAUAUAGAUUAUUCAUCGUGUCUUCAAAGGUUAAAUUUCUCACCCCAGUGCCAUUCAUCCCAUGUUUUCCUUUCUCAUCUUCAAUCCAUCUAUCCGUUCAUCCACUCUCUCUCCACGCUCAUGAGGUGACCCAGUGGGAUAUAUUAUUAACACCAAUUUCGACCACAACCACCAUUCACAAAAACAAUGGCAUCUUUAUCAUCACAACCACACACAAUGACACCUCGGCCAUCCCCAACCGCCCUCUUGACAGCCCAACACUGCACGAGUCAUGUCCACCUCAUCAUCGGCUCGAACCCUCUGGCCGCAGCACGCGCUUCCUCCUCCCUCGCAGCGGGCGCAAAACCAAUCCUCAUCUCACCCUUACCAUCAUCCUCCCCUUUACCACAAGAGGAUAACCAAGAACAACAACCCCAACCUCAACCUCAACAACAACUCCACUACAGCCUAACCGCCCUCAUAACCUCCGGCGCCCUCUCCCACAUCGCCCGAGACUUCCAACCCUCCGACCUCUUCACCCACGGCCGUCCCGAAGUCGACCACGUCGUCGACGCCGUCUUCAUCACCACCCCACCCUCCGCCAGCACCACCACCAGCACCACCACCCCUCCUCCCUCCCUAGACAACCCCCCCACAACCACAACCACAACAACCACCACCACCACCACCCCCACCCCCCCAAACCCAACCACAAUCUCCACCCUCUGCAAACGCAACCGCAUCCCCAUCAACGCCGUCGACUCCCCCAACCUCAGCUCCUUCAGCCUGCUGAGCGUGCACGCCGACGGGCCCCUGCAGAUCGGCGUCACUACCAACGGGCGCGGCUGCAAGCUGGCGGGCCGCAUCCGCAGGGAGGUGGCGGCGGGCUUGCCGGUGGGGCUGGGGGAUGCGGUGGAGAGGUUGGGGGGGUUGCGGAGAAGGUUGCCGGCGGGGUUGAAUCGGUUGGUGCUGGAGGGGGAUGCGGAGGCGGCGAGGACGAGAAGGAUGAGGUGGCUGGCGCAGAUGUGUGAGUAUUGGCCGCUGAGGAGGUUGGCCGAGGUCAGUGAUGAGGAUGUGGAGGCGAUUCUGAAGUCGUACCCCGGCGGUUCCGAGGGGACGGGGGGUGGGCCGGUUAAGCUGAACGGGGGGAGGGUGCCGCCCGGGCGGGUUAUUCUUGCUGGCAGCGGACCUGGGCACCCGGAUCUGCUCACCCGCGCUACGUACAAGGCGAUCCAGACGGCCGACCUUAUUCUGGCGGACAAGCUCGUGCCUGCAGGCGUGAUGGACCUCAUCCCGCGGCGCACGCCCGUCUCCAUCGCGCGCAAGUUCCCCGGCAACGCGGACCGCGCACAAGAAGAAUUCCUCCUGCAGGCGCUUGACGGCGUGCGCGCCGGGAGAACGGUCGUCCGCCUCAAGCAGGGCGACCCCUACAUCUACGGCCGCGGCGGGGAGGAGCUCGCCUUCUUCCGCGAGCAUGGGCUGGGCGACCGCGUGGUUGUCCUUCCGGGCAUCACCAGCAGCCUCAGCGCGCCGCUGUUCGCGGGGAUCCCGCCGACGCAGCGGGACGUGGCGGAUCAGGUCUUGGUGUGCACAGGGACAGGCAAGGCGGGCAAGGCGCCGCAGCCGCCUGAGUUUGUGGAGAGCAGGACGGUGGUGUUUCUUAUGGCGCUGCAUCGCAUUGGCGGGUUGGUGGCCGAGUUGACGGCGUAUACCGCGGAGGAGCAGGGGGCCGACCAGGAAGGGGAAACAGAGUCACCGGAGCGGCAAGAACGGAAGAGGAGGGCGCUCUGGCCGCUCAACACGCCCUGUGCCGUCAUCGAGCGGGCGAGCUGCCCGGACCAACGCGUCAUCAGGACGACGCUGAGGUUUGUGGUUGAGGCCAUCGAGCAGGAGGGGAGUCGACCGCCCGGGUUGCUGGUUGUGGGUCGUGCUUGUGAGGCGUUGUACACACCGGAGAAGGGACGGUCAUGGGCUGUCGAGGAUGGGUUUAAGGGGAUAGAUCUGGAUGUAGAGGGCAGCUUUGCGGCUGGCGGGUUUGGGAUUGCAGGAAUGGCGUAAAUUGGUGGGAAUUGUUUGCUAGAUACAUGUACAUAUGGAACUGGUGUUAGGAAUGUUUGCCCAAAAGGCCCCUAUUUCCAUGGCCGAGUUAUCUUCGAAACACUUGCUCAAUGUAGCAGGUAAUGGAACAUGUAAUAACUCCCAGAACUAUCUCAGACGCGCGGCUUGGGGUAUGACCGGAACACUGACAUUAGGAUUACCAUACCGCCCGGCCCCGUUCUAUCAUCUACACCUGCAGGAGCACACCUUGCUUCCGGAGUCCGCCAGGUGAAGGCCGCAGGAAAGCAGAAC
This is a messenger RNA of Chaetomium fimeti, 2550 nucleotides long. RefSeq names its product tetrapyrrole methylase. Gene Ontology annotation, molecular function: uroporphyrin-III C-methyltransferase activity. The coding region runs from base 409 to 2259 and encodes 616 amino acids. The transcript has 2 exons. The record is from RefSeq and is a predicted model, not a curated record. Gene Ontology annotation, biological process: sulfate assimilation; siroheme biosynthetic process. Lineage: Eukaryota; Fungi; Ascomycota; Sordariomycetes; Sordariales; Chaetomiaceae.